Colletotrichum graminicola M1.001 is the source of this 975-nucleotide messenger RNA. RefSeq names its product NmrA-like family protein. The record is from RefSeq and is a predicted model, not a curated record. The transcript has a single exon. The coding region runs from base 1 to 975 and encodes 324 amino acids. Lineage: Eukaryota; Fungi; Ascomycota; Sordariomycetes; Glomerellales; Glomerellaceae.
AUGUCUCUCAUUGUAGUCGCUGGCGCCACUGGAACCCAGGGUGGCUCCGUCGCCCGUCUGCUCGCAAAGGACCCUUCCUGGAAGGUCCGCGGCGUCACGCGCAAUCCAGACAGCGACAAAGCUCGGGAGCUUGAAGCCUUGGGUAUAGAGAUGGUUUCGGCCAACCUAGACGACGCGUCGAGCCUGCCUCGCGCCUUCGAGGGCGCCGUGACCAUCUUCGGUACCACGAACUUCUGGGAGAUCGCGUUGAAGGGCGGCAUUGAGGCCGCCACUGCGGGGGAAGAGAAGCAGUUCGUCAACAUAGCUGACGCCGCCGCCAAGGUGCCCACGCUCAAACAUCUGGUUCUGAGCACCAUGCCCAACUGCGAGACCAUCUCUGGCGGUAAGCUGCCGUGCCCGCACUGGGACGCCAAGGCCCGAGGCGGCGAGUACGUCAAGAAGACGUGCCCGGAGAUGGCGGCCAAGACGACGGAGAUUUGGAUCGGUUGGUACAUGGGUAUCUUGGUCAACCUCCCGUUCUCAGCGCCGCAGCUGUUUCUAGGAAAGUACCUCUUGGCGCUGCCCUCCAAGGCCGAGGGCAUCGUCCCUGAUGCCGGGGUUGCGGAGCUCAACACGGGCAUCGUCGUGCAGGCGAUCCUGGCACAGGCCGAGAAGUCGUUUGGCAAGUUCGUGCCGGUCCUGACGGAUUUGAUCCCGUGGUCCGCCGUCGUGGAAGGCUGGAGCAUGGUCACGGACAAGACGGCCGUCUACGCCGAGCUGUCGGACAAGGCGGCCGUGGAGAUGAGGGGGCCCGCGUUCGGGGCGGACAUGCCCAUGCAGUUUCGGUUCAGCGAGCAGCACCCGGACUGGUACAGCUAUCAUCCCGACUCGACUGUCGCCAUCAGGGACCUCGGUAUCGAAGGCGGCGUUUACGGGUGGGAGAAGGGGCUAAAGUAUUACACGACGCGGUUGCAAGCUGAGGUUUGUUCGUCCUAG